AUGACCAGUUUUAUUUCUCAAAUAUUCGGCUCGAGAUCCUCCAAGUCGGUUAAUGUGCCAGCUGUUCAAAUCUAUGACGUGGAAGACGCCGUUGAGAAACCGGGACGAUCAUUGAAGCACCUACUAAAAUUGAACCAUGCCGAGCAUGCUUUGCACAAUAACACACCUAUUUCAGGACUCAGUAUAUCUCAAAACAACGUUGCCCAUGCUCUGAUAUCUGCAUUUCUUUUCGGAGCUAAUGAGAACGAUCUCAAUAGUUUAUAUGAAUCGGAAUCCAAAACCCUUGGACCUUGGAAAGAUUCUCCCGGCGAGGUUGUUGGCGUUGAUUGGAGGGACUAUUUAGGGAAGAAAGAAUAUCAACGGGCGUUUUUGGAUUUUUUUGAGGAUCAACUUGCUGAAGAAGGGUACGACUGGAAAUCAGUAUUGCAUAAGUUCCUGUUCACUGGGGAAGGGCCUUUGAUCAGUUCAAUAACAGCCAGUGCUGGCCAGCCUUUGACACACCUUGCUUAUGGGCUUAAAAUGUCCAGCAGCGUUGUUGUGAUGGAAGCUCUUACCCUUGCCGCAACCUGCUAUCACGAUAAUGACAUCUCUAAAUACUCAGACGACCCUUCCUACUUCCAACAAGAGCCAUCCUACAGGAGCUCAUCUAUUCUCGAGAUCCUUGCGAAAGUUCGAACUGACACCAGAUUCUGUAGUGAGUCUCUUGCUGUCGCACAGGAACAGAAUCUCGAGGUAAUCUUCCGCGACCGCGAGGCUGCGCUCCUGGAUCAUUGCAAUGCCUGGGCAAUUUCAUCCGAUCCAGUUACAGAUUUCCAUGCCAGUCAGGCCGCUGCAGCUGCUAUUGCUACUGGUAUUGAAUCCGGCGUUGAGGACGGCUCGGGCCUCUUAUAUCCUCUAAUAAUGAGCCAUGCUAUCCUUGUCCUUCUGCCACAUACUCCCAAAGCAUUCCACAUUAGCUUAUUACGGCAAUGGUGGCUGAUGACCCUAGCAAUAUACAUCGCUCAGCUGAGACCAGAAAUCCAAUCAGGCCAUGUAGCUGCCUAUAACGUCCAUGAGAAAGAUUGGCAGUGGGUUUCUAAACAAGCUAUCAGUGGUCCUCAUGCCAAAAACGCCCAAUUUGUCAAGGGUUUGCAUGCUCUGAAGGAAAUUGACCAAGCAUGGAAGGAUUCCGACGAGUACUAUUUAAAAGCUGCUGUGUUGCUCAUCAAUAAGUUCCAUGGUUGA
Talaromyces proteolyticus is the source of this 1224-nucleotide messenger RNA. RefSeq lists its product as uncharacterized. The transcript is spliced from 4 exons. The record is from RefSeq and is a predicted model, not a curated record. Bases 1 to 1224 code for a protein of 407 amino acids. Gene Ontology annotation, molecular function: oxidoreductase activity. Lineage: Eukaryota; Fungi; Ascomycota; Eurotiomycetes; Eurotiales; Trichocomaceae.